AUGGAUAUCCGCAAUGGUGACAGCCACGUCCACGAUGGCGCGGACGGGUCUCAGACGCCGGAGCCGGACAAGGUCGCGUGUGAUGAUGACGUGGCCCCAUGGGAAAUCAAGGCAGACAUGUGGCGCCGCGUCUCUAUGAUGGUGCUGGACCGCGUGAAGCCCGAGUAUGGCGACCGCUGGGCGAGGAACGUGGGCUUCGAGCAGGCGUGGGAGACGUAUCCGCUUAGCGCGGUCGAGAAGGGAGGGACUGGGAUGGACUCCUGA
Cladophialophora yegresii CBS 114405 is the source of this 264-nucleotide messenger RNA. RefSeq lists its product as uncharacterized. Lineage: Eukaryota; Fungi; Ascomycota; Eurotiomycetes; Chaetothyriales; Herpotrichiellaceae. The transcript has a single exon. The record is from RefSeq and is a predicted model, not a curated record. The coding region runs from base 1 to 264 and encodes 87 amino acids.